Diplodia corticola is the source of this 2208-nucleotide messenger RNA. Its product is annotated as fad binding domain-containing protein. Gene Ontology annotation, cellular component: membrane; cytoplasm. The transcript has 2 exons. Bases 1 to 2208 code for a protein of 735 amino acids. Gene Ontology annotation, molecular function: Delta24(24-1) sterol reductase activity; acyltransferase activity, transferring groups other than amino-acyl groups; FAD binding. The record is from RefSeq and is a predicted model, not a curated record. NCBI's taxonomy places the organism in Eukaryota, Fungi, Ascomycota, Dothideomycetes, Botryosphaeriales, Botryosphaeriaceae. Gene Ontology annotation, biological process: steroid metabolic process.
AUGCCUGGCGGCCUGCUGCAAGGAGUCAAGCGGCCCAAGGCGCAGCCCGAGGAGCUCAUCGACAGCAUCAAUGCCCUGCCCCGCCCUGCUUUCUCCGCCCGCUUUUUUCCGCCGCGCUCCAAAUUGCUCCAGCACGGCGACUACCAUGUCUCGCCCAGGCCGGUGGCUGACCUCGACCAUGACGAAUUGAUGGCCUGCUUCAGCCUCAUCGAGACCACGUCCGCCGCCGACUACAAGAAGUCUCCCCGCGGCUGGCACCCCAACGCCAAACAGCGCGAGAUGAGGGAGGACAACAUGCACUAUCUGCUCGUCCGCAAAGCUGCUCUCGGCGAAAUCGUCGCCUUCCUCUCCUUCAUGUUCACCAUCGAGGACGACUAUCCCGUCGUCUACAUAUACGAGAUCCAUCUGGCAGAGGAGCAUCGGGGCGCCGGCCUGGGCAAACACUUGAUGCGCAUAGUGGACCUGUGCGCCGCCGAGGGCGCCGUGGACAAGGUGAUGCUCACCUGCUUCAGGAGCAACGCCGUGGCCUUGGCAUUCUACGAAAGGCUUGGCUUCGGCGAAGACGAGUUCAGCCCGCCAGCAAAGAGGCUGAGGGGCGGUAAGAUCAAGGUGCCGCCGUAUUUGAUCAUGAGCAAGAGCGUCGAGGAGGACCACGCAAAGGCUGUCGCCAACAUCUCGGCCGCCGUGCGCGCUUUCCACGAUCGAGGAGAGAAGUUCCGCAUCUCGCAUGGCUCCACCAACAGCACUCGCCAAUCCGCCACGAGGCGAAAGACCAACUUCAUCGACACGAGCGGCCUAUCGCACGUGCUCAAGGUUGAUGUCGAAGCCCGCACCGCCCUCGUGCAGCCCAACGUCCCCAUGGACCGCCUCGCCGAGGAGACCAUGAAGCACGGCCUCAUCCCCCCCGUCAUCAUGGAGUUCCCCGGCAUCACCGUCGGCGGCGGCUACUCGGGCACCUCGGGCGAGAGCAGCUCCUUCAAGUACGGCUACUUCGACCGGACCAUCAACUGGGUCGAAAUGGUCCUGGCCAACGGCCAAGUCGUGCGCUGCUCGCGCACCGAGCUGCCCGACCUCUUCCACGGCGCCGCCGGCGCCGUCGGCACCUUCGGCGUCACCACCCUCGUCGAGCUGCAGCUCAAGCCGGCCAAGAAGUUCGUCGAGACGACGUACCACCCCGUCUCCAGCGUCGCCGAGGCCGUCUCGCUGUCCGAGCAGCUCAUCGCCCAGCCCGACACCCACGACUACGUCGACGGCAUCCUCUUCUCCAAAACCUCGGGCGUCAUCAUCACCGGCCGCGCGACCGACACCCCCGCCCCCACCGCCCCCAUCCAGACCUUCAGCGCCCCCAGAGACCCGUGGUUCUACCUCCACGCCCAGGACCGCAUCAAGGCCGGCCGCGCCGCGACCGACGCCGUCCCCCUCGCCGAAUACCUCUUCCGCUACGACCGCGGCGGCUUCUGGGUCGGCCGCUCCGCCUUCGAGUACUUCCACUUCCCCUUCACCGCCGCCACGCGCGCCCUCCUCGACGACUUCCUGCACACGCGCAUGCUCUACGCCGCCCUCCACGCCUCGGGCCAGUCGCGCCGCUACGUCGUCCAGGACCUCGCCCUGCCCUUCUCCACCGCCGAACGAUUCAUCGACUACACCGCCGCCACCUUCGACAUCUGGCCGCUCUGGCUGUGCCCCCUCAGGCAGAGCGACGGCAACACCAUGCACCCGCACAACGCCACCGACCUCGAAGAAGUCCCCGACGUCGAAAGCGGCACCACCCGCACCCGCCGCCGCCCCCUCCUCAACGUCGGCCUGUGGGGCUGGGCCCCCCGCCACGCGCAAAACGACCCCGACGCCUUCGCCGCGCUCAACCGCGACCUCGAAGCCACGCUGCGCGAGCUCGGCGGCAUGAAGUGGCUGUACGCGCACACGUACUACACCGAAGACGAGUUCUGGCGGACGUACAAGAAUCGGGACUGGUACGAGGCGUUGCGGCGCAAGUACGGCGCCGAGGGCUUGCCGAGCGUGUACGAGAAGGUGCGGGUGGACGUGGGGGAGGAGAAAAGGCUGAGGGCCGAGGCCGGCUGGGCGAGGCGGCUGCUGGAUGUGUGGCCCGUGGGUGGCGUGUAUGCGAUUAGGCGGGCGAUCAAGAGCGGGUUGUAUUGGAGGCAUAGGGAUGCGGUGUGGAAUAAGCAUGGGGCGGGGGGGAAGGAGUAG